GCUGGAGGAGACCCCUGGAGAGACACUUCAGGUCAGGGUUGGCGACACUGGGCGAGAUGGACGGAGGGCAGAAAGCCUCAGGAGACGCCGGAGAGGGCUUCCUGUGCCUUCAGACCAGGCUUGGGUCCUGAUUUGUUUUUUGUUGUUUAGAAGUAACGCAAACUGAUAAUGAUAACAAUAAUCCGAUGCACAAGAGCUGAAAUCUUAAAUUCAGGCUGCAAUCCUGUAAUAAUAAAGCUGAAACCUUACACUGGGACUGCAACCCUGCACCCAUUACCCUCAGUGGAGCUUACUUCUGAGUAUAGGAUUGCCCUGAUAGAGCUUGGGAAACUACAACUCCCAUCAACCCGAGUCACCAUGGCCACUUGAUUUGACUGAUGGGAGUUGUAGUUCAAAAAAUGUAACAUAAGGCCCGUGGCAGUCUCUGGGGUCUCCCAACCGCGGGGGUUCCUCCACGUGACCCAACGGCUUUAUUGCGGAGGAAGGCGACGGCACUGACCUUCAGCGUCCAAAACGCCAGCAUCUUCCGCAUGGGUGUUUAAUGAGACAAGUUCACUGGAGACGGAGCGCUUUGAGGAGUUGCCCCUUUGCUCCUGCUGCAUGGAAGCACCUACUAUUCAGCGCCUUAGCCAGCAGGCGAGAAAGCAAUGCAUGGCAACUGAGAGUGCCGAUGGAGAGAGCACUGUCUCCAGCUCCAAACGUGAGCCCCAGAAGUCCUGGUGGAAUGACAACCCCUGGGUCAAGCCGUCCCGCAAACGCAAGCGCAAAGAACUGCACCCCAGUGAUGCCAGAGGGCUGAAUGGUGGUCCUUCAACCACACAGAGGGUGUUUAAUGAGACAAGUUCACUGGAGACGGAGCGCUUUGAGGAGUUGCCCCUUUGCUCCUGCCGCAUGGAAGCACCUACUAUUCAGCGCCUUAGCCAGCAGGCGAGAAAGCCAUGCAUGGCAACUGAGAGUGCCGAUGGAGAGUUGAAUGGCUGCAGCAGCAGCAUCUUGAAGCGGGAGAAGAUGCGCCCCUCCAGCCGGGUUCCCCUCAUGGUCCUGUGCGAGGCCCAUCGAGCCAGGAUGAUGAAGCACCAUUGCUGCCCUGGCUGUGGCUACUUCUGCACUGUGGGCACCUUUUUGGAGUGCCACCCUGACUUUGUCGUGGCUCACCGCUUCCACAAGGCCUGCGUGUCCCAGCUCAACGGCAUGAUUUUCUGCCCACACUGUGGGGAAGAUGCUUCCGAGGCCCAGGAAAUCACGAUAGCCAAGGCAGACACCUCCACUCCUGUCCCCACUCCGCCUUCCCACGGACAGGGAGCCUCUGAGACCACAGGCCGUGCUGACACUACCCAACUCAGGCUCAAGAAGCUGCGAUUUCACUCCCGCCGGCUGCAUCUCUCAGUUAAGCAAGGGGAGCUCCAGAAAGUGGUUCUGAUGUUGCAUGUCUGGCCUUCUUUUCCCGUGGACUGCUUGGACCCCAGUUUUCAGAGGGAGCAGCGGAGCAAGCGAUUCCCACUGCAUGCCACUGCACAGAAGGGCUUCCUGGAAAUCUGCCAUGUGUUGCUGCAGGCUGGGGCCAACAUAAACACGGUGGACAAGUUGCAUCGGACCCCUCUAAUGGAAGCUGUUGCAAACAACCAUGUGGAGUUAGCACGUUACUUGGUCAGAAGGGGUGGCUGCGUUUACACGAAGGAGGACGAUGGAUCUACCUGUCUCCAUCACGCUGCCAAGAAUGGCAGUGUGGAGAUGGUCAGCUUGCUGCUAUCCACAGGACAGGUGGACGUCAACGCCCAGGAUAGCGGAGGUUGGACCCCCAUUAUCUGGGCUGCCAAGCAUAAGCACAUUGAGGUGAUCCGCAUGCUGCUUACCCGGGGAGCCCACAUUGCGUUGACUGACGAAGAAGAGAACAAAUGUUUGCACUGGGCCUCCUUCACAGGGAGUGCAGAGAUUGCUGAAGUCCUCCUGAAUGCCCAGUGUGACCUCCACGCUGUCACUUUCCAUGGAGACAUACCUCUGCACAUAGCUGCCUGGGAGAGCUACCACAAGUGUUUCCUCCUAGUCCUGCCGUGGGGGGUUGACACUGAAGUGCAGAACAAGGAAGGGGACUCACCUGUGGACCUGACCUUGGAGAACUCCGAGGUGUGGUUUGCCCUGCAGCCGAAUCACUCCGUGCACACUGAGCGCAUCAUCAGCAGGGACGUGGCCCGUGGCUUUGAGAAUGUGCCCAUUCCCUGCGUCAACUCCGUGGACGAUGAGCCCUGCCCAGAUGAUUACAAAUACAUCUCGGAAAACUGUGAGACUUCCACCAUGAACAUUGACCGCAACGUCACCCACCUGCAGCAUUGCACAUGCCAGGAUGACUGUUCCUCCAGGAAUUGUCAAUGUGGGCAGCUCAGCAUCCGCGGCUGGUAUGACAAGGACGGACGCUUGCUGCAAGAAUUCAACAAGAUUGAGCCACCCCUGAUCUUUGAAUGUAACCAGGCCUGCACCUGCUGGAGGAACUGCAAGAACCGUGUAGUACAGAGCGGCAUCAAGGUCCGUUUACAGCUAUACCGCACUGCCAAAAUGGGGUGGGGAGUCCAAGCACUGCAGACGAUUCCUCAAGGAACCUUUAUAUGCGAGUACGUGGGGGAAUUGAUUUCCGAUGCUGAAGCUGAUGUAAGAGAGGAUGACUCCUACCUAUAUGAUCUGGAUAAUAAGGACGGUGAGGUGUACUGCAUCGACGCACGUUACUAUGGCAACGUCAGCCGCUUCAUCAACCACUUGUGUGAUCCCAACAUCAUCCCUGUGCGGGUGUUCAUGCUGCACCAGGACCUGCGUUUCCCCCACAUUGCCCUCUUCAGUAGCCGGGACAUUCAGACUGGCGAAGAGCUAGGCCUUGACUACGGCGACCACUUCUGGGACAUCAAGAGCAAAUACUUCACGUGCCAGUGCGGCUCAGAGAAAUGCAAGUACUCUGCUGAGGCGAUCGCCCUGGAACAAAGCCGCCUGGAGGCCCACCAGGACGCCUUGCCCGACAGCAGCAGCCUUCCUGCCGCUCAGGCCUAACUAAGCCAGGCUCAGCUGCCAGUCCUGAACGUCGCCGGGACCCUUCCCCCCCCUCUGUGCUGCACUUCCAGGGCAAGCGCGACGGACUGCAGCAGAAGCUCUUUCUGUGUGAGGGGAGAGUUUGCCAUCACGUUUGGGGUGGGGUGGGGCGAGAGAGAACAGAGAAAGUGUGUCCUAUUCCGGGGGGGUGAAAAAGGAGAAGCCUCUCUACGUUCAGAGCACAGGUGAGGAAACUGCAGCCCUCUCAACUUUGCUGGACCCUCAGCUCCCUUCAGCCCCAGGCAGCAAAGCCAGUGGCCAGGGAUGAUGGGGGUUGUACUUCAAGAACAACUGGAGGACACGAGUUUCCCCCAUUCCCUGGUGUAGAGCAUGGAUGGGAAACCAGACGUUGCUGGACUACAACUCCCAUCAGCCCUCAUUGUUGGCCAUGCUGGCUUGGGCUGAUGGGAGUUGGAGUCCUGCAACGUCUGGAUGCUGCAGGUUCCCCAACCCUGGCAUUGCAUAGGACAAGAGCAACGUGCGUGCGUUUGUGUGUGUGUGUAGGUGCUCAGAUUCUCUCCACCCAUACGGCCAGACCAAUACAACGUGGGAUCCGUCCACAAUUUUGUGUUUCUUGCCGCCGGCUGGGAAAACCUGGAAGUACGUACCUUUUUUUCUCCAUGUGUUGAGGCAGAUUCAUUGCCUUGCACUCGUGUUACUUGCAUGUAGGGCAUAAUCAUGUAAAGACCUGAAGCAGGACCGCAUGUGGAGCCCUGCGCCCCCAGCUUCCUUCGACAGUUGUGCGUUGUGAACAGUUGUCUGAAACAAACAAGCCAACGGACCCAGCACAUGGGCUCCUGUUUGCAAGUAAGGAUUGCACAGGAAUGCAACACGCCUUUUUUCAAUUAUUAUUUUAAGAAAACCGUGUGCGGCAUGGAUGUUGAAGAAAGAAGACCCAACGUUGAGGAUAGGGUUAAUGGGACGCAGCAUCACUCUGCCCUCUAAGUCAGAGGUGAGGACACUGUGUGGCCCGUCUCCAGAGGUUGUUGGACUCCCAAUUCCCAUCAGCCCCAGUCCAGCAACUUCUGGAAGGCCACAGCUUCCUCACUUUCUGUCUCCUGAUUAUGCACCAUGCACAAGUAAUACAAUUCAUAGGGCUAUAGUUCAGCUGUUUUGUUUACAAAUGUUUUGAAUUGGAGCCAAGGCCCAUUGUGCUCUCUGUUCUUUCCUCUUUCCCUCUUUCUGAGCCACCAGCACAGCUCCCCAGCCUUGCCAAGUCUCUGACCCAUGCCUCUGUUUCUGUAGUCCCAGGCAGCAAUAGCCAAAGGUGCAUCAAGGCACUGGUGGCUGCCUUAGGCUUAAUGGGUCACAGGCUUUACAAGCCUGCCCUAACGCAUCCCACCAGCCCUGUAUGGCAGCCCACUAGAGGCCCAGUAAACCUGCAGCUUUUGCUGUUGAAACCAGGUGGCUUUCAAGCCCCUGGGAGGCCACAAUAUGUACUGGCAAGUAAGAUCCCAUGUGGUUUGCCAGGUCAUCGUUUUGUUCCGACCGGAUCUCUAGAGCCAGAAGGUUUUGAUGGUUAUGUUCAGAGGCCAUGCUGCCAUCUUCUGAUGGAGAGGAUGUGUGUGUGUGUUCUUGUCUCACUUCCUGUCUGGUCCUCACCAGCGAGAAAAAAACCUGUUUUUUACAUGGCCUUUUUCUUGGUUUGGGGCCAAGUUAAUGUUUAGCUUUCGUGUGUAACACCAGAUUCAGCUUUGAAUUGGAGUCGAGGCUUGUCCAAGCCCCCUCUAGGGAAGCUCAGUUAUGGUCUCAUAGCUGCCUCUCCUUUCAACCCCAAGAACAGCAAGAAGUCUUCAUUCAGUUUGGAGGGGCCAGCCUCCUCUCUCUCUCUCUCUCUUUUUUAUGGGUUUUCACUUUUUUGUUUUUAAAACUGUAACUUUCUGGCGCCAUAAAUCCAAUAAACGUUGGCAUCUGGUGAUUUUUGAUACACAA
Rhineura floridana is the source of this 5004-nucleotide messenger RNA. RefSeq names its product histone-lysine N-methyltransferase EHMT2-like. Gene Ontology annotation, molecular function: zinc ion binding; histone methyltransferase activity; p53 binding. Lineage: Eukaryota; Metazoa; Chordata; Lepidosauria; Squamata; Rhineuridae. The coding region runs from base 601 to 3033 and encodes 810 amino acids. The transcript has 21 exons. The record is from RefSeq and is a predicted model, not a curated record. Gene Ontology annotation, cellular component: nucleus.